AUAAAGAGAGUCCAUUAACUAAAAAGCCCAAUACAAAACUUUAAGGCCCAAAAUCUUUAAGAGACAAAUAUAUGGUGUAAAGCAAACUCAAAAAAAUUUUCGGAUUGUCCCCAAAGUAAUUUCCUUUUACUUACUACUACUGCUCUUGACUUAAAAAGUUAUAAACCCUCACGAUUCAUCCUUAAACCCUAAGCCUAAACCAAGAAGCGCAGAAGCUUUGACAAUGGCGGAUCCGAUGAACCCUAGCACUGGCGAUCAGCAACAGCAGAAGUACCGUCAGUACAAUCCGUACCAAAAAAUCAAUCUUCCGUACCGUCAGAUCUACGAACUCCCAACUUCGCCUGAGUUUCUCUUCGAAGAAGAAGCUACGAAAAAACGCUUGUCAUGGGGUGAGAACCUCACCUUCUUCACCGGGUGGGGUUAUCUCACUGGAUCGCUUCUCGGAGCCGCAAAGGGUACUAUUGAUGGGAUCCGAUCCGCCGAACGGGGCGAAUCUCUAAAGAUCCGAACGAAUCGGAUUUUGAACUCCGGUGGACUUGCUGCAAGACGCAGCGGGAAUUGCUUAGGAUCUCUCGGGUUGAUGUUCGCAGCUAUGGAGAGCGGUGUUACGUAUUUGAGAGACGGAGACGACGGUUCCUUGACUACUGUCAUCGCUGGUUUAGCCACUGGUGCCUUGUACAGAGCUGCCUCUGGGCCUAGAUCCGCUGUGGUUGCCGGAGCUGUCGGUGGAGUUACGGCUUUGGCGGCGGUUGCUGGGAGACGCAUCGUCAAACGAUUCGUUCCUAUCUGAUGAUGAGGUUCUCAAUUUCUCGCGAGGUUAGGGUUUAAGAAUUAGUUUAAAGCAGAGGUUUUUAGUGACUGAAUCAUUGCUACUCUAUUUAGGGUUCAUGAAUUUCCAUUGUGUAAAAAAAAGUUGACAUUUUUAUUGAUCUAAUUGCGCAACCCAAUUCAAUUU
This is a messenger RNA of Capsella rubella, 955 nucleotides long. Its product is annotated as mitochondrial import inner membrane translocase subunit TIM23-3. Gene Ontology annotation, biological process: protein import into mitochondrial matrix. The coding region runs from base 224 to 790 and encodes 188 amino acids. NCBI's taxonomy places the organism in Eukaryota, Viridiplantae, Streptophyta, Magnoliopsida, Brassicales, Brassicaceae. The transcript has a single exon. Gene Ontology annotation, cellular component: mitochondrial inner membrane; TIM23 mitochondrial import inner membrane translocase complex. The record is from RefSeq and is a predicted model, not a curated record. Gene Ontology annotation, molecular function: transmembrane protein transporter activity.